This is a messenger RNA of Caretta caretta (loggerhead turtle), 1603 nucleotides long. NCBI's taxonomy places the organism in Eukaryota, Metazoa, Chordata, Testudines, Cheloniidae. The record is from RefSeq and is a predicted model, not a curated record.
GCGGUGACCCCUGACCCCGAGGGGCGGGGCUGUGGGGGCGGGGCGCGGGCCGGCGCAGGGCGGGCCGGGCGGGCACGUGACGCGCCGGGGGGGAGGGAGACAGGAGUGGGCGGGGCCCGGUCAGCCCGGGGGGCGGGGCAAGGCCCGGCUCGCGCCCAACGAACGGGGUGUGUGACGUCGCCGCGUCGCUGACUCCGCCCCAACGCCCGGCUCGCGACAGACCCCGCCCCCCCGCACGCCCGCCGCGAACUACGUCAGCGCUCGGGGCGGGGCUGCGCGGGGGCGGGGCGGGGCGGGCGCGAGGCGGAUCGCCCCGCCCCGCCCGCCCCGCGGGCAGAGGGACCAUAGAGGCGGGUCCGCCGGCGGCGCAGAGCGGCCGCGCUCGCGAGUUUCCGGGGAGGGCGGGGCCGGAGUUCGGGACGCGCCGGAAGUGACGAGAGGGGGCGGGGCCCGCGGGAGGUUUGAAUCCCAGAGACGCGGAGCCGCCGCCGCCGCCGCCAGGUGAGACGUGGGGAGUCGCCUACGUCACAGCCGCCGCGGCCGGACCCGCCAUGCAGCGCGGCUCCCCCCCGCGGCCCGGCUCCCGCCGCAAGGCCGCCGCCCCCCCGCGCCGCUCCCCCCGCCGGCCCGAGCCGCCCCCCCCGCGCCGCCGCCGCCCGCCCGGGCUGCGGCGCCGGUACCGGCCCGGGCAGCGGGCGCUGCUGGAGAUCCGCAAAUUCCAGAAGAGCACGAACCUGCUGAUCAGCAAACUGCCCUUCUCCCGCGUGGUGCGGGAGAUCUGCCUGAUGUACACCCGGGGCGUGGACUUUCGCUGGCAGGCCAUGGCCCUGCUGGCCCUGCAGGAGGCAGCGGAGGCGUUCCUGGUGCGGCUGCUGGAGGACUCGUAUCUCUGCUCCAUCCACGCCAAGCGCGUCACCCUCUUCCCCAAGGACAUCCAGCUGGCCCGGCGCAUCCGCGGCAUCCAGGAGGGCCUGGGCUGAGGGGGGCCCCUGAGUCUCCCUGGGCCCCCCGGGGCCCCACUGCAGCCCCCAGGACUUGGGCUGAGGGGGGCUGGACCCGCCCUGCGACCCCCAGCGCAUCGGUGGUGUCCACAACAGGCUGGGCGGAGCAGGAACCAGACCUGGAAUCCUCCCUGGGGCCCCAACCUGUCCCUGAGCCCUCCCCCGCAGCCUCCAUCUCACCCCAAUCCUCCAGGGAGGUUUUAUCUGAGCCCCCCUUCCCUUGCUCUUUUUAAUCCCCUGAUCUCCCCCACAGGGUCCCCCCACUCUGAGCCUGGGGGCAGGGCACCCCAGGAGUCCUGGGCCUACCAGCUCCGGGAGGUGGGGGGCUGCACAGGGUUUUAACCUCUGAUAUUAACUUCUCUCCUGCCCCAGAGCCGACCCCCCCCAACCCCCCGGUGGAGAGAGGGAGGCACAGCGAAGGGGGUGGGGGGUGUCUCACCCCCAGUGGGGCCCCUCUGACUAGCACUUACCCACCAGCCAGGCGCUGUCCCAGGGCCCCAGUACGGGGGGGGAGCCCCCUGGAUCGGGGGGGGCCAGGCCGGUGCCUUGUGUGUAUUGUACAGAGCGGCUGCUGUGAUGUCAAUAAAGUUGGUUUGAACUUG